Messenger RNA from Pantherophis guttatus, 2745 nucleotides. Its product is annotated as OX-2 membrane glycoprotein. Lineage: Eukaryota; Metazoa; Chordata; Lepidosauria; Squamata; Colubridae. Gene Ontology annotation, cellular component: axon; neuronal cell body; cell surface. The record is from RefSeq and is a predicted model, not a curated record. Gene Ontology annotation, biological process: heterotypic cell-cell adhesion; negative regulation of neuroinflammatory response. Gene Ontology annotation, molecular function: cell-cell adhesion mediator activity.
ACUGAUGUAUUUUUGUGUCUGUGUCCAAUUGUGUGUGUGUUUGUGUGCGCGCGUGCGAAACUGGGGAAGCCAGGAAAUCUUCAGGAAUGAAUAAAAGUUUAGCACUGUGCCAAACUAUGCCUUGUACUUCCUCAGAAACUUUACUUCAGGCUUCCGUUUUUUCCUCAGAACACUAGAGAAGAUUUUCUCAAUGCAUUUGAGACGCCUAACAACUUGCAAAAAGAGCCUUCCGUGAUUCUCAUUGUGCCUGAGAACUUUUCAAUUGAACUCAAUGAGAAUGAAGGGUAUUUAUACUACAUGGACUUUACAGGAUCUGGCUUUGUGCAUAAUAGCAGUAGUGUUCUGUUCCACACAGGGUUCGGUAAUGACAAGCAAUCAAGAUGUGGAAUUAGGUGGCAAUGUCACUUUGAGAUGUUUAUUCCAACAGCCUCAUAUUUACCAAGUUACAUGGAGAAAAAAAAAGAAUGGAAAUGAUGAAAACAUUGCAACAUACAAAAAAGAUACAGGUUCAACUGUUUUAAAAUACAAAGAUCGAAUCAAUUUUAUAAUUGGGAGCCCUCAAGAUACUGCUAUUAAUUUGUUGAAUGUGAGCACUGAAGAUAAUGGUUGCUACGAGUGUGCAUUUCUUUUGUUUCCUAUAGGGCCUGUCAUAGGACAACCCUGUCUUUCUGUUUAUGAUGAUCUCAAAACAUCUAUAGACUACAACGUCUCUGAUAAUCAUUUGCAUGCCAAAUGUUUAGCAACUGGUUUUCCAAGACCGAACAUUUCAUGGUUUCCAUCAGGAGGUGAAAAGAAAGAAAAGGAUAUCACAAACCCAAAUGGCACAUUAUCGGUCAUAAGCAACAUUUUAAUAAGCAAAUCAAAUGUUGAACAAGGGCUGACUUGCCACAUUUCUCACAGAGGAAAAAUGAUAAGCCUUGAAGUGCUAGGAAAAGAAAUAGACCAUACAAAAAUAUCUUUUCCUGUGGUACCAGUUGUAUUGGCUUUGAUUCUUGUGAUCCUAGUUAUUGUUGUGAGUGUAUGCUGCUGGAGACGACAAAGGAAAAAACAUAGAGGAUUCUAAGGAAUUCAGCCAGCACCAGUUUACACUAUGGAACUGAAAAACAAUCAACCAUGCAUAUUAUGAAGGCAGCAACAGUUUAAAUGAAUAUGUGGUCCACGUUCUGCUUCACUACUUGCCUUAAAAAGAUGCUUACAUUUCUCUGGUGACAUGGUUGAGCUUUCCACUGUACAGUGAAAUGGAUUGGCUGUUAGCUACCAAAUCAUCCAGCUAAAAGAAAGAUUUCAAGAGUGACCUGUAAUUUUAGAGUUUUCAGUGAUCGUGUUCAGUGGCUGAUUGUGAUCAUCCUUAUUCCUAGAGAUGUGGGAGAAUGGUUAGAUUAUCAACUCUGGACCACUGAUCAGAUUCAUGCUUGGUAGCUAAAGGAAAGUCUGUUCUUCUCUGCCUUCUUGUCCCCAUCCAGUACAACACCAAAUAUAGAUUUCCUACAGUUUAGAACUGUAUAAUUUUUAAUAGAAAACUUGUUCUAUAUUUCUACGAUGGCAGUUCUAUCAGGAUUGGUAAAGCUUUUAAGUCUCUGCACUGAAGUUUUUUGUGAAAGAUUCUACAUAUGUGCAUUAUUUAUAAACAAAUGUCCUACAGGUAUUUCUCACAUUAAUUUCCUAAACUAUUGAUAGAAAAGUUCUUUAUACAUAUAACCCAGUGGUGCGUUGCCCCCGGUUCGAACCGGUUCGCAAGAACCGGUAGUAAAACCGGCGGGAGGCCCCGCCCACCACCCCGGAUGUCGUCAUCGGUGAUCUGCACAUGCGCAGAAGCUUCUGCACAUGUGCAGAAGCAAGGCACGCAUGCUUGCUUUGCUCGCUCGCAUGCAUGAUCCCAUUGCGAACCGGUAGUAAAGGUAAGUAGAACCCACCCCUGAUAUAACCAUAUAAUUUUUUAAUAAAAUACCAUGCGGUAUAUGUGCCUAUUAGUAACAUGGAUCUGAAUGGUUCUAUUUAUGCUAAAUACUCAAUAGUCAAUCAUGCUGCUAUUAUAGUAGGUAGGAGACAACUGACUAGAGAAGCUCUCAUCCAUCAGAAAUAUUCCCACUUUUAAGUAGAGAAUUCUAGAUAUUUUCUGAGGUUGACUUUCAAUGUUCUGCAUAAUACAACUUAUAGGGCUGUUCUGAAAUGAGGAAAGAAACAUACUUCACGCUUAACUAAAGAACAUGUAGUUUUCAUUUAGUGAUCACAACUUAGGUCAGCAACUCAAUUGUUAAGUGAACUGUUCAUUAAAUGAAACUGCACUGUGAUUACAAUUUUACUUCACUUUGCUUUGCUUUACAGACCUGCAAGGGUUAAUAAAAUAUAAAUAUUGUAAUUUUUUAAAUCAGCAUCACUAUUUGGUAUAGUGGUUAAGGUGCUGACCUAGACACCAGCAGCCUGGGAGUUUUAGUUCCACCUUGGGCAUGGAAACUGGCUGGGUGAUUUUGGGCCAAUCACAUACUCUCAGCCCCACCCACCUCACAGGGUUGUUGUUGUGGGGAAAAUAGGAGGAGGAAGGAGUAUUAGAUAUGUUCACUGCCUUGAGUUAUCUACAAAGGUGGGAUAAAAAUUUAGCAAAAUAAAUAAGUAAAUAGAUGUGAAUGAGGCAUUUGCUAAACGAGGCAUUUGCUAAAUGAGGAUUACCUGAACAUUUCCUUACAUAAUUCAAAGUGCUGACUUUUGUUUAUUUAAUAAAAUAUCAUUUGUAUGCAAUUCCAAAAA